Molecule: messenger RNA, 357 nt
Organism: Paraglomus brasilianum
Lineage: Eukaryota; Fungi; Glomeromycota; Glomeromycetes; Paraglomerales; Paraglomeraceae
Source: the annotation of a GenBank genome assembly
AUGCUUAAUUCUGCGAUAGAAAGACGCGAACUUCUCCCCAACCACAACCAGUUGAAGGCUGAUUUGUGGGAUCAUAGGUCUAUCACAACAAAUAUAAUGCCAGCUGCGCAAAAUACCAAGGAGGGCUCGACGUAUUUGCAAAAGAAGGAAUUCUCAACAGAUUAUGAUAGUGAAGAUGUUUCUUUAUUAGGGCCACAGCCGGACCGUCUCGAGAAUAGAAACUUGCACAUGACGAAAUCACGUUCACUUAGCAAAAAUAGCUCUGACGGCGAGAGUAACGACCUAUCUUGUUUCUCAAUGUCUUUACUUUCAAAUGCUAGUCGCCAACAACUGAAAGAGAAAUUGCAAGCGAACUAG